This is a messenger RNA of Maudiozyma saulgeensis, 900 nucleotides long. The record is from the annotation of a GenBank genome assembly. NCBI's taxonomy places the organism in Eukaryota, Fungi, Ascomycota, Saccharomycetes, Saccharomycetales, Saccharomycetaceae.
AUGCAAUUUUCCAAAUUAUCCACAAUCGCUCUAUUAGCUUUAGUUCAAAAAGUUAUUGCUGAUUCUCAAACAUUUGGUAUCAUUAGUAUCCAUUCAGGUUCUGCAUUACAAUAUGCUUCAUUAUACGCUAAAGAUGGUACUUUAGUCUUAGGUAGUUAUAAAGAUCCAUUUACUAUGGUUGUAACAGAUGACAGUAAAUUAAAAUUAUCUGAUAAUACUUUUGCUGUCGUUCAAUCAGAUGGUACCAUCAAAGAAGGUUCAGAAUCUGAUGCUACUAAAGGUUUUGCCAUCACUCAAGGUCGUUUAACUCUUGAUGGUUCUUCUGGUUUCUAUGGUAUUGAAGGCCAAGGUGCUUACACUUUAUCCACAAAGACUAGUGACGGUGCUACCGGUGUCGCUUUAAGAACAGUUGAUACUACAUCUCCAACUGGUGCCGUUGUUCCAGAUUUCGAAGGUUCUUCUGAUUCUUCUGCUGCUACUUCUUCUGCUGUUACUUCUUCUGCUGCUACUUCUUCUUCUGCUGCCGCCGCUUCUUCUGCUGUUGGUGGUGCAGCUUCUCAAAUUAAUGAUGGUCAAGUUCAAGCUGCCACUGCUACCAAAGCUGCCGUUUCUCAAAUCGGUGAUGGUCAAAUCCAAGCUACUACUGCCACAAAGGCUGCCGUUUCUCAAAUCGGUGAUGGUCAAAUCCAAGCUACUACGGCCACAAAGGCUGCUGUCUCCCAAAUUGCUGAUGGCCAAAUCCAAGCUACUACUGCUACUACAAAGGCUGCUGUUUCUCAAAUUGGUGAUGGUCAAAUUCAAGCCACUGCUUCCGUUACUGUUCAAAGUGAAAACAAUGCUGUUAAGAACGUUGGUGGUUUAGGUGCCGGUAUCUUAGCCGCUGCUGCUCUAUUACUAUAG